Daphnia pulicaria is the source of this 1252-nucleotide messenger RNA. It is a transcript of the gene TBCC, whose product is annotated as tubulin-specific chaperone C-like. Gene Ontology annotation, cellular component: cytoplasm. The coding region runs from base 343 to 1185 and encodes 280 amino acids. NCBI's taxonomy places the organism in Eukaryota, Metazoa, Arthropoda, Branchiopoda, Diplostraca, Daphniidae. Gene Ontology annotation, biological process: post-chaperonin tubulin folding pathway; tubulin complex assembly. The transcript is spliced from 2 exons. The record is from RefSeq and is a predicted model, not a curated record.
UUUUGAUUAACAUGGCUUUGUUCAAAAUAAUUUAUUAUGUUGGAGGUUUUGCAGCUUUAGGCUACGGUGCACUAAAAUUCACAGAACUAAAUGAACAUAAACUUCUAAAAGAACUUGCACCAUCAGCAGAGCCUGCCACAGAUGCAGAGAAGAAAAAAAAGCUUAUGAUGGAGGUAAUAAAAAAUGCAGCAGACAACAAAAAAACAAAAGAACACUAUCCAACAUCACAACAACACAUGAUUCAUGUGAAAAAAGAAAGUGACAAGUGAAUAACUCUGGUAGUGAACUUUAGAAAUCCAGCAGUGUUGUAAACCUUCCAAUAGCGUCUAUAGUUGCAUAACAAUGUCUCAACAACAAUUAGCAGCAUUUCUCAGUGAAUUGAACUUGUUGGAGCAAAAAGUUAAUAAUUUAGUAAGUGGUGAAAAUGUGAAUACUAAUGUUGCAAGUGAAGCUCUUCAAAAUUUAACCAGAUUUGUGUCCGAAAAUGCCCCUAGUCUUCCAGCAUAUGAACUGAGAAGAGCACAUGGAGAAAUAAUGAAGUUAAAAACUAGGAUUUUAGAAAUCGAAGAGAAAACUAGACGUCAAGGAAAAUUCAAGUUUACCAGGACUAACAAGGAAAAACCUCAAGUUAUGUCCCUGCCUACUGAAUGCCCAGAAGAAAAAAUUAGCUCGGCUACUGAAAGACCUUCAAGAGGGUUACUUCCUACACUAAUCAACUUGACAAAUGAAACCAUAACAAUUGAUUCAAUGGAAUCAUCAAGUAAAGAUAUUUGGCUUGAUAAUUUGGAAAAAAGCACAAUCAUAAUCAAAGGAAUUCCAAGUGCACUUCACAUGACUAAUUUACGUGACUGUAAAAUUAUUGGAGGGCCAGUUCUUACAUCUGUCUUUCUAGAAGACUGCUUUCAUUCGAUAUUUGUUGUGGGUUGUCAACAAAUGCGUAUCCACAAAAGUAAAGAGUGCGACUUUUAUCUCCAUAUCUGCAGUCGAGUCAUAGUUGAAGAUUGCUUCGCUUGCCGUUUCGCCCCAUACAACAGAGAAUAUUGCGAGAAGGCCGAAGAAUUCAGUCGUGCAAAUUUGGAACUUUCUGUCAAUCACUGGAACUGUAUCGAUGACUUCAACUGGCUGUCUGUAGAACAAUCACCUAAUUGGUCAAUCUUGCCUGAAGAUAAAAGAAUUAAGUUGUAGGUUACAGAAGUAACAGGUGUUGUAAUCACAGGCUUAAGUAACACAAAUACAUCAGUAUAGUAAAAUU